This is a messenger RNA of Bicyclus anynana (squinting bush brown), 1871 nucleotides long. RefSeq lists its product as uncharacterized. Gene Ontology annotation, cellular component: nucleus. Gene Ontology annotation, biological process: regulation of DNA-templated transcription. Bases 289 to 1791 code for a protein of 500 amino acids. Gene Ontology annotation, molecular function: transcription coregulator activity. The transcript is spliced from 6 exons. Lineage: Eukaryota; Metazoa; Arthropoda; Insecta; Lepidoptera; Nymphalidae. The record is from RefSeq and is a predicted model, not a curated record.
AAGUUGGAACGUUGUCUCCCGCCCCGCGCGUAGCUGAUGUUGUGUUGUGUUGUCAAUCAAACAAAAAUAUUUUCUUAUCGAACUGCGUUAUUCAAAUAAGUUUAAGUAUUUAAAAAAUAAUGAAUUAUAUUGUAAACUACAGUAAUUGUAGUAUUUACGUCUUAAAGCUCAAUAUGUUGGAAUUUUGAGUGUUUUAAAAAUUGGUGGCAAAAGUGUCGACAGAGCUCGCAAAGUGGAUACGAUUGUUUGUUGUGUAUUUUAAAACGAGUACAAAAUUAAACUUGCCAAAUGCUUCCAUCUAUGCCAAUAUUAUUUACCAGGGACAGCCAAGAUGCAUUCGGAAACAAAAUAGUGCCCAGCACAAGUUAUUUAAAUCAAAAUAGUGAAACAAACACCAUUGUUCAAUCUCAGGCUCCUAUAUCGAAGACAGAAGAUAAACCAUUGGACGAAAAACAAAAUAAUGCAUACAGUAAAACGGAUAUCAAUAAAAAAGGAGAGCUAUCUAAAUUAAAAACUGAGGACAACUUGAAAGAAGCAGCUUUAGUUAGGUCAUAUUACACAAAAAUACAGACAAGGUUUGCAUCACACUCAGCGUCACCGACAAAUAACUUUGUACAGUUUAGAGAGAUUCUGAGAACAUUUGACCCAAUGAAGGAGACACCUGUGGAUCUGUAUAAAAAGGUGGAGGAACUAUUUGGUGCUACACAUAAGGAUAUUGUGGAAGAGUUCCUAUUGUUUCUGAAGCCCUGCCAAGCUGCAUCCGUUGGCAGAUUUAUGGACCACUUUUUGCUAUCACAAAUGAAUGUUUUUAUAGAGCUAUUACAUACAUCAUUAGGUCGCAAACCAACGGUGCUCAGGAAGGUGAUACGUGCCAUGACAACCGGUAUCAACAGUGGGAACAGUGCAGACAUGAAGUCGAGGGUUCUGCCACAUCUGCGCUCCAAUCCGCGACUUACGCAAAUAUUUAAAACACUGUUUCCUGAUGAACGACCGCCUGACAGUGUAUAUGAGACGGGCACAGAUGUCCUAGAUGAGAGUUUUCUUGAAUGUGAUAAGGGAUACGAUGUAUGGGAGUUUGAAGACAAAGAUGACACAAAGAAGACAGACGCCAAAGUUCUAGACUCAGAGUACUUACACGGCAGAGUCUUCCUUCAACACGGCAGACUUUUACGCACCGCUUGUGUUAACUAUCCAUUCAGUAAAGAACCCUAUAGAUCUCACGCGAGGAGACUUGCGCCCGAUCAUUGCCUAUCCCCGCCUGAAUCAGAUUCUGAACACGCAUCGCCCAAAAGAAACAUCAAAAGUGCGUGCAAAGUUCCACAGAAAAGAUCGAGGAAACAACUCAAAUCUCCCACAAAAAAUGUCAAAGACGUUAAUGGCAACACUAAAAAAGAGUGUAUUACAAUUCCACUAAAUAAUGCUAAAGUUAAAGCAAAAUAUCAAAAAACUAAAAUUAAAAAAGAGGAAAUAACCCAGAAGAAAAAAGAAAGUAUAAACAAAAAUGCAUGUGUUAAAAAAGAUUAUGAACAUAAAGUUAAACAAAAUAAAGUCGAAAUUAACGAUUUAAAACUAAAGCAAGUUAAAGAAGAAGUUCCAAAAAUUGAAAAUAAAAGUUGGACUCGCGAUGAAGAUAAAACAAUGUUAGAAGUUUUAAAAGGAGAACCGGGCUCUGAACUCGUAUUUAUUAGGAUAAGGGAGUUAUUGCCGCAUAGAACUACGAAAGAAAUCAAAGAGAGAUUAUGUCAUGUUAUGAGUCUUUUACAACAAAUGGCAGUCAGUGAAGUGACAUAGUUAUACAUCAAAUGAAUUUAACACUGUUAAGCAAAGUGGUAUUUAUAAUUUUAUAUAUUAAAGUAAAUAUUUUUUAAUUA